GCCCGUCCCCGCCCGCGUGUGAGGCAGAGCGGGUGCGCUGGGUCGGCCCGAUGGGGGUAAUCGAGGGUUUCGGGGACGCGGAGCGGCGCUUUCCUCUUCCCAGUGAGUGAGGGAGGGAAGUCGGCGGCUCCCGUGCCCAGCCACUUUCCCUGCGCGAUUCCCGGAGCUCCCUGCAGGAGGUGAAAGUCCCCGGCGGGUCCGGAUGGCGUAGUUGCGCCGCGGCGCAGCAGCUGCCUGAGCUCGCCGCCGCCGAGCGCUGGGCGGGGAAACUUUCCUCCGCUUUCCUCCAGCGGGCGGCGGGUGGAUCUCCGCUUGACACACCGCCUCCGAGGCAAUUUGGAAAUUGGAAAGGAUUUUAAGGUCACUUCUGAUUUGCAAAUCGUGACUACGAUCUGAAGAACUGCAGACUGAGGUGACUGAACAGGACCCACUUUUGGAGAAAUAAAAAUGGCUUCUCAUUAUGUGGUGGCCAUGUUUGCCCUGAUGAGUUCCUGUCUAGCCACUGCAGGUCCAGAGCCCAGCACCCAGUGUGAGCUGUCGCCCGUCAACGCCUCCCAUCCGGUCCAGGCCCUGAUGGAGAGCUUCACCGUCUUGUCGGGCUGCGCCAGCAGAGGCACGACAGGGCUGCCGCAGGAGGUGCAUGUCCUGAACCUCCGUGCCGCCGACCCGGGGCCCGGCCAGCCACAGAGAGAGGUCACUCUGCACCUGAAUCCCAUCUCCUCAGUCCACAUUCACCACAAGCCGGUCGUGUUCCUGCUCAACUCUCCACAGCCACUGGUCUGGCAUCUGAAGACAGAGAGGCUUGCGAUUGGAGUCUCCAGACUUUUCUUGGUGUCUGAGGGUUCUGUGGUCCACUUUUCAUCAGGAAACUUCUCCUUGUCAGCAGAAACAGAAGAAAGGAGCUUCCCCCAUGGAAAUGAACAUCUGUUAAAUUGGGCCCGAAAGGAGUAUGGAGCGGUUACUUCAUUCACUGAACUCAAGAUAGCAAGAAACAUUUAUAUUAAAGUCGGGGAAGAUCAAGUGUUCCCUCCCACCUGCAACAUAGGGAAGAAUUUUCUCUCACUCAAUUACCUUGCCGAAUACCUUCAGCCCAAAGCCGCAGAAGGGUGUGUGAUAUCCAGCCAGCCCCAGGAUAAGGAGGUUCACAUCAUCGAGUUAAUCACCCCAAACUCUAACCCCUACAGUGCUUUCCAGGUGGAUAUAGUAAUUGACAUAAGACCUUCUCGAAAGGAUCCUGAGGUGGUCAAAAAUCUCAUCCUGAUCUUGAAGUGCAAAAAGUCUGUCAACUGGGUGAUCAAGUCUUUUGAUGUUAAGGGAAACCUGAAAGUUAUUGCUCCUAACAGUAUUGGCUUUGGGAAAGAGAGUGAAAGAUCCAUGAUAAUGACCAAAUCAAUAAGAGAUGACAUUCCUUCAACACAAGAGAAUCUGGUCAAGUGGGCUUUGGACAAUGGCUAUAGUCCAGUAACAUCAUACACAGUGGCUCCUGUGGCUAAUAGAUUUCAUCUUCGGCUUGAAAACAAUGAGGAGAUGAGAGAUGAGGAAAUCCAUACCAUCCCUCCUGAGCUACGGAUCCUGCUGGACCCUGGCAUCCUUCCUGCCCUGGACAACCCACCCAUCCGGGGUGGGGGAGGCCGAAAUGGAGGUUUCCCCUUUCCCUUCCCUGAUAUCUCCAGGAGGGGCCAGAAGGAAGGGGGAGAAGAUGGCAUCCCUCGGCCAAAGGACCCCGUCAUCCCCAGCAUACGGCUGUUUCCUGGUCCCAGAGAGCCUGAGGAGGUGCAAGGGAGCAUGGAUGUUGCCCUGUCAGUUAAAUGUGACAAUGAAAAGAUGACUGUGGCUGUAGAAAAAGACUCUUUUCAGGCCAACAGCUACUCAGGGAUGGAGCUCACCCUCUUGGAUCCUACCUGCAAGGCCAAGAUGAAUGGCACCCACUUCAUUUUGGAGUCUCCCCUGAAUGGCUGUGGUACUCGGCACCGACGGUCAGCCCCUGAUGGUGUGGUUUACUAUAACUCUAUUGUGAUACAGGUUCCAUCCCUGGGGGAUAGUAGUGGUUGGCCAGAUGGUUAUGAAGAUUUGGAGUCAGGUGAUAAUGGAUUUCCGGGAGAUACGGAUGAGGGGGAGACUUCCUUCUUCAGCCGACCUGAAAUUGUGGUGUUUAACUGCAGCCUGCGGCAGGUGGGGAAGCCCAGUAGCUUCCAGGACCCGCCCAACAGAAACAUCACCUUCAACAUGGAGCUGUACAACACUGACCUCUUUCUGGUGCCCUCCCAGGGGAUCUUCUCUGUGGCAGAGAACGGACACAUUUAUGUUGAGGUAUCUGUUACUAAGGCUGACCAAGAACUGGGAUUUGCCAUCCAAACGUGCUUUAUCUCUCCAUAUUCGAACUCCGAAGGGAUGUCUGAUUACACCAUCAUUGAGAACAUUUGCCCUAAAGACGAAUCUGUGAAAUUCUACAAUCCCAAGAGAGUGCACUUUCCUAUCCCACAAGCCGAGAUGGAUAAGAAGCGAUUCAGCUUUGUUUUUAAAUCUGUCUUCAACAGCUCACUGCUCUUUCUGCAGUGUGAGCUCACGUUGUGUACCAAGAAGGAAAAGGACCCCCAGAAGUUACCUAAGUGCGUGCCUCCCGACGAAGCCUGCACCUCACUGGACGCCUCGAUGAUCUGGGCCAUGAUGCAGAAUAAGAAGACGUUCACCAAGCCUCUCGCUGUGAUCCACCACCAAGUGGAAUCUAAAGAAACAGGUCCAAGCAUUAAGGAACCAAGUCCAAUUUCUCCACCAAUUUUCCACGGUCUGGACACCCUCACUGUGAUGGGCAUUGCGUUUGCAGCGUUCGUGAUUGGCGCUCUCCUGACGGGGGCCUUGUGGUACAUCUAUUCUCACACAGGGGAGACUGCAGGAAGGCAGCAAGUCCCCACCUCCCCGCCAGCCUCGGAAAACAGCAGUGCAGCCCACAGCAUUGGCAGCACACAGAGCACGCCCUGCUCCAGCAGCAGCACAGCCUAGCCCGGCCCAGCCACUGCCAAGGGCAGGGCCUGACGGCUCGCGGCUGACACCAGGCUGACACCACGUGUCCAGACUCCAGACUCGGAAGGCUUGAUUGUGGUUCCUUUGUAAAGAGAGAGUGAAUUUCAAUGUAAAGAUCACCUAUUGUAUUCACCCCCACACCCAGGGUUAAUAUAAAUGUGACCCCUGGACUUCUGUAACACACUAGGAUUCAUGUGAGAAAGCUAAGAUGGUGGCCUUCUCCACCAGCCCCUCCCAGGCUUGGGGGUUUUCAAUGUGAAACACAUGCCAGUUUUUAAAAUGCUGCUUUGUCCAGGUAAGAACAUUCAUAAUUUGGGGCCCUCAGUUUUACCCAGACUCAAGGAGUUAGUAACGGAGAACAGCCAGAUAGUAGAACCAGUAAGGAAAUGUGGCCAAAGAUUCUUUCAUAACUGAACCAAGAAGUGAAACAAAAGAAACGCUUCAAGACUUUCUAAGUGGGUUCCUCCAUGUCUGAUUUGCACCUUCUGGAUGCACACUUCUCACCUUGCUGCCACAGCCUGUGGGGGCCGAUGUGUCAGCUUGAUGGGUGCUGGCCUCAGGGACUGCAUCCUGACACACAUCAAGGCAACAUUCCUUUCUUGUGCCCUGGGCCAAAACCAAUGCUGAUUACCUUAUCAGCUUCUUCCUUCUCCCCACACUUGCACACUGACUGCAAAAAUGUCUUAAUGCAAAUUUUGUAUUUCUUUGUAGGCGUAUAGAAAUUGAAAAUGGUCAAAAUCUGGGACUGCAGAUUUGUGCCCAUUUAUGACAUCAUAUUCUGAUAAAUUAAUAUUAAACUGGGGCAAAAUUGAGUUGUAAAGUUGAGGAGGAAUUUGAACGGUGAUUACCAGUACAAGUAUAUAAUAUGUCAUCUGGCACAUUCAUUUUCUCUGUUGAACAAGAGAAAAUUCAUUCCCCUUUUAAUAAUGUCCUGUGCCUUCAGAGUUGGAACUUAUUCUUAAAUAUAUUUGGGAGAAUUAGUGUUUCCACUGAAAACAUAUCAGCCUUUUUAAUAGUUCCUUUUGUAAAAACCAAGCUCUUAUAAGAUGCAAAUGCAUGGCAGAUCCUGUUGGAUUUAUUGGUUAUCUUAACAGUAUCACCAAUUCUGCCAAGAAAGUGCUGAGAUAGGGAAAAGGGCACUCAUGAUUGCUUUAGUUCUCUUGCCUUAAAUAUAUCCCAACUCAAAAAGGAUUUGAGGUGAAUUUCAUUAAAAUGGAAUAAUAUGAUGCCACUCUGCAGCUAAAAUAAGCUCAACUGAUACCUCUAUGUUAAAGAAGAAUGCCAGAGGGAAAUCUGUGUGCCAAAUCAUUCACUACUGAGGACAGCUUCAUUGCAAAUAAAUAAUUACUCGUUUUCCAGAAUUCCCCCCAAACGACUUAGAAUUCUACGGAUAGCAUAGGCUAGAUUCUACCCCAAAAUAUUCAUAAGCAAAUCUUACUGCCCUUAACAUAAGGAAGUCAUGCCUGGUUCUCUGUGAAUAGAACCUCAAGUAGGAAAUGGUGAUGACACCCAAGAUCUGAGGGCCGUGUCAACCAGGGACACAAAUAGGGGGCAACUGAUGAUCAUUGUUAUCUAAUCAUAGAGUAAUAAUACUCUGAUUGAUUAUAUAGGUAUAGACAUUCAAUCAGGAUAAAUUUUAACCAAAACAGAUUGCUUGAGAGCUAAGAUCUCCAGGCUAUCUACAUUGAUAAUUUUCCACAUACAAAUGAAGAUAGGAGAUUACAGAAUUUUUUUCCUUCAGUUAACUUUUUUUAACAUAAAGGUAUCAGAGUGGAGGACCUAGAUUACGCUACCUGUGUUUGAAAAUAAUGCGCUUUGCCUAACCUUCAGCAGAAUGUAUUGUAUUAGCAUAUUCUAUGUAUAAAAAUGUUUAAAGAUGUCUUCAAAGAAGACUAGAGUCUUUAAGUCACUUAUAGCUAUAUUUUACUACAAAAAUUUGUGUAUAAGAUAUAUUUAAGUGUUUUAGAUAAAUUUAAGUUACUCCAUAUGAAAUGUUUAAUUUCAGUUACUGUGAAUUCUUUUGAUCAGUUCUUUGCUUUAAAAAAAAAACCCUUUACAUCCUGCUAAAAAGAAAAUUAGCUAUUAAGAGAUAUUAAAAGAUCGAAUUCAUAGAUGGACAGGGUUACAACCUUUUGUAAUAUAUUUAAAUGUAUAUUUUUGAGAGAGAUGCUACAUUACCAAUGAUUUUAUAAAUAAUUUAAAGUUAAUUUACAAAUUUAUAGAUGCAAACCAAAAGAUUUUAAAAGAGAAGAAAAAAGUCAACCUUUAUUUGUUUGGGUCUUAUUGUCAGAAGUAUUAUUCGAGUCAAGAAAUCCAUGUUGACGUAACCUGAUCCCAUGUUAAUUGGAGAGUGAAUGUCAUUAAGUAUUUCUGAAAUGUUUCUGAAAAAUGAACAUUUAAAGAAAAAAGUCUCCUUAGCUUCUUCUUACAGCAUUUCCAGUUGCUUCAUACUUCACAGUUUUAAUACAAAGUACAAGCUCUACUUUAUAACACGUUCUCCAAGUUUUUAAAACUACUAUUAUAUUCCAGAUAAACUCUUCUAUCCGCAGAGUCUUUUGUUACUUCUGCAGGCUACACCCUUAAUUUGCAGAGGCCGUUUUAUUUUGUUGUUUGAUGCUAAAGCCGUUGUUGAAAUGCUCUGAACUCCAAGGCCGAUUGUGGAAGAUCCUAUAGCUUUUUCGCUCUGUGUGCUGUUUACCAGCUGUUACUCUAUUUUGAAAGUCAGAGAUUCCUCCUGUCUGAGCUGUUUCUAUAGCAUUUUCUAAACAAACAAAAAAAAAUGGUCUUUUCCUUGUCUGUAAUGAGAUUGUAAACCCAUUUCCUUCGUGUGCUCUGUUGUGGGCAUGAGUGUGAGCGUGUGUGGUGGCGCGCACACGCGUGCCAGUGUUUUUGUACUAUAACUACCUCAUGGUUUGCGUGCUGGUUGUACUGCUGGUUGUGUUAACAGAGCACAUUUUGUUGGGUGAAUUGUGUGUGUGAUUUUUUUUCUGUUUGUUUUAGCUGGGGGUUGUUCAUGAAACUGACAGAUGUUUUUCUGAAAAGGACUAUUAUCAGUUUCCAAAUACAGUACUUCUCUCUUCUGGUUUUUCCUGAAUGAGCCUGAUUUUGUUGCUGUUUUUCAUCAUCUACGAGGGUAAAAAGAGUACCCUUAAAAUCCCUGUGGCCAGUUUGAACACCCUUGUUGGAUUCUUUUCUCUGUUCAAUGUGUCGGCAAUUUUGUGAACAUGCUUAGAUGUAUGGUUUUGAUAUCCACAGUUUUAAGUCCUUUAUCUGUGCAUAAUAAAAAGAUAUAUAUCAAUUAUUAAUAUA
Equus caballus (horse) is the source of this 6330-nucleotide messenger RNA. RefSeq names its product transforming growth factor beta receptor 3 (gene TGFBR3). Gene Ontology annotation, biological process: transforming growth factor beta receptor signaling pathway; epithelial to mesenchymal transition; regulation of transforming growth factor beta receptor signaling pathway. NCBI's taxonomy places the organism in Eukaryota, Metazoa, Chordata, Mammalia, Perissodactyla, Equidae. Gene Ontology annotation, cellular component: cell surface. The record is from RefSeq and is a predicted model, not a curated record. Gene Ontology annotation, molecular function: type II transforming growth factor beta receptor binding; transforming growth factor beta binding; glycosaminoglycan binding.